Pseudocercospora fijiensis CIRAD86 is the source of this 795-nucleotide messenger RNA. RefSeq lists its product as uncharacterized. The transcript is spliced from 2 exons. The record is from RefSeq and is a predicted model, not a curated record. The annotation marks the transcript as partial. NCBI's taxonomy places the organism in Eukaryota, Fungi, Ascomycota, Dothideomycetes, Mycosphaerellales, Mycosphaerellaceae.
GGAGAUGCUGUCACCGGUGUCACGAUCGCUUUCACGAUACUGGCUUUCCUUGCAACGGUCGCUCGAAUUUACACACGAACAUGGAUCGUACACAAUGCUGGAUUGGACGACCUAUUCAAUUCAAUCGCGCUCGCCCUUACCAUAGCCCUCACCGCAACAAUGUGUAUGCAGGUGAAGUACGGAAUGGGAAGGCAUUACGAUACGCUCAGUGAACACGAGAAGAAAUACUCUCUGAUAUGGUUCUGGGCAUCUGUCUGGAUAUACUAUCUUGCGCUGUGCUUCACAAAGCUAUCGAUCAUAUUGCAAUACCUCAGGAUAUUCCCGAAUCGACCAUUCCGCAGAGUGUGCUUCGCGUUGAUUGGCGUCAUUGUUGGCUGGACCAUGUGGGCUUUUCUUUCGGCAGUCUUUGCUUGCUGGCCAAUUCAUUCGUUCUGGGAUGGUUCGAGAGGCACAUGCCUCAAUCGCUUGGCAGUCUGGUUCUCCAAUGCUGCUGUCAAUAUCGCAACAGACUUGGCGACCGCCAUUAUCCCACUGCCUGUCCUGAAAUCUUUGAAUAUACCAAAGAAACAACGAUACAUAUUGAUGGCCGUCUUCGGGCUCGGAGGCGUGGUGUGCAUCAUAUCAGUAUUGCGACUGUCCGCGCUCUACGCCAUUUCCGUCUCGGACGACGUAAGCUGGGACAACCCACUAGCGGCGAUCUGGAGCAGCACUGAAGUUAACGUCGGCAUUGUGUGCUCGUGCCUGCCAACACUAAAAGGCUGCGUGACCAGAUUCUUCCCACAUCUCUUCAUAUCA